Molecule: messenger RNA, 1494 nt
Organism: Ahaetulla prasina
Lineage: Eukaryota; Metazoa; Chordata; Lepidosauria; Squamata; Colubridae
Product: basic proline-rich protein-like
Exons: 2
Source: RefSeq, a predicted model, not a curated record
CCUCCUCCUCCUCCUCCUCCUCCUCCUCCUCCUCCUCCUCCUCCUCCUCCUCCUCCUCCUCCUCCUCCUCCUCCUCCUCCUCCUCCUCCUCCUCCUCCUCCUCCUCCUCCUCCUCCUCCUCCUCCUCCUCCUCCUCCUCCUCCUCCUCCUCCUCCUCCUCCUCCUCCUCCUCCUCCUCCUCCUCCUCCUCCUCCUCCUCCUCCUCCUCCUCCUCCUCCUCCUCCUCCUCCUCCUCCUCCUCCUCCUCCUCCUCCUCCUCCUCCUCCUCCUCCUCCUCCUCCUCCUCCUCCUCCUCCUCCUCCUCCUCCUCCUCCUCCUCCUCCUCCUCCUCCUCCUCCUCCUCCUCCUCCUCCUCCUCCUCCUCCUCCUCCUCCUCCUCCUCCUCCUCCUCCUCCUCCUCCUCCUCCUCCUCCUCCUCCUCCUCCUCCUCCUCCUCCUCCUCCUCCUCCUCCUCCUCCUCCUCCUCCUCCUCCUCCUCCUCCUCCUCCUCCUCCUCCUCCUCCUCCUCCUCCUCCUCCUCCUCCUCCUCCUCCUCCUCCUCCUCCUCCUCCUCCUCCUCCUCCUCCUCCUCCUCCUCCUCCUCCUCCUCCUCCUCCUCCUCCUCCUCCUCCUCCUCCUCCUCCUCCUCCUCCUCCUCCUCCUCCUCCUCCUCCUCCUCCUCCUCCUCCUCCUCCUCCUCCUCCUCCUCCUCCUCCUCCUCCUCCUCCUCCUCCUCCUCCUCCUCCUCCUCCUCCUCCUCCUCCUCCUCCUCCUCCUCCUCCUCCUCCUCCUCCUCCUCCUCCUCCUCCUCCUCCUCCUCCUCCUCCUCCUCCUCCUCCUCCUCCUCCUCCUCCUCCUCCUCCUCCUCCUCCUCCUCCUCCUCCUCCUCCUCCUCCUCCUCCUCCUCCUCCUCCUCCUCCUCCUCCUCCUCCUCCUCCUCCUCCUCCUCCUCCUCCUCCUCCUCCUCCUCCUCCUCCUCCUCCUCCUCCUCCUCCUCCUCCUCCUCCUCCUCCUCCUCCUCCUCCUCCUCCUCCUCCUCCUCCUCCUCCUCCUCCUCCUCCUCCUCCUCCUCCUCCUCCUCCUCCUCCUCCUCCUCCUCCUCCUCCUCCUCCUCCUCCUCCUCCUCCUCCUCCUCCUCCUCCUCCUCCUCCUCCUCCUCCUCCUCCUCCUCCUCCUCCUCCUCCUCCUCCUCCUCCUCCUCCUCCUCCUCCUCCUCCUCCUCCUCCUCCUCCUCCUCCUCCUCCUCCUCCUCCUCCUCCUCCUCCUCCUCCUCCUCCUCCUCCUCCUCCUCCUCCUCCUCCUCCUCCUCCUCCUCCUCCUCCUCCUCCUCCUCCUCCUCCUCCUCCUCCUCCUCCUCCUCCUCCUCCUCCUCCUCCUCCUCCUCCUCCUCCUCCUCCUCCUCCUCCUCCUCCUCCUCCUCCUCCUCCUCCUCCUCCUCCUCCUCCUCCUCCUCCUCCUCCUCCUCCUCCUCCUCCUCCUCCUCCUCCUCCUCCUCCUCCUCCUCCUCCUCCUCCU